CACAAACUGCUUGUUCUGUUCUGGUUAAUUAAGUGAAGUGUUCCUUGCUCACUAGAGAUAAACAGCUCUUACUCUUACUUCCCUUCUCUUCCUUGUUCUCUUUCUCACCUUAAAAAACAGCAAGUGAAAGAUGGAUACCGGAAUUGGCUACAGAUUCCACCCAUCCGACUUAGAAUUGGUGGAUCAUUACCUGAGGCAAAAGAUGCUCGGCAAUGAUGAUGAAGUCUGGCAAAUUCCUGAGAUUAGUGUCCUCAGUUUUGAACCCUGGGAGUUACCUCAGCAUUCAAUAAUGUUAAGCAACCCGAAUGAUCAAGUCUGGUAUUUCUUUUGCACUCCAAACUACAAGUACUCCAAUAGCAAACGGGUCGACAGGACAACCACUGCUGGAUACUGGAAAGUUACUGGCAAAGAUCGUAAAAUCAAGGAUAUUGCUAUUAAAAAAACUCUGGUUUUCUAUCAAGGUCGCCCUAAAGGGGUCAGGACAAACUGGGUUAUGCAUGAAUAUAGUCCCACUUUCAACUUCCCAACUGAGAGGGACUUCGUCAUUUGCAAAAUAAAGAGAAAUGGAUAUGCAGAAGAUAUCCCAAACUUCGAAGAAGGUGAAUCAAGCACCGCCAUAGCUGCUCAUACUGAAAAUCAGAGCUGCAAUAACUAUAAUUCAACCUUUGAAGGAGAAGAACUUACUCCUCCAGUGGAAUCUGGUUCUGGAAAUUAUGCAACUGAGGAAGACACUCAGGUCCAAACAUACAUGCAAUCAUUCCAGGGCUAUGACGAGAAAGACUACAGUCUUGACUCUGCAUUUCAGUGGCAAAGCAACUAUUAUCAUAAUUAUUAAGGAAAAACUUAUGCUUGGGAAAUGAAGGCAGCUAAUGUUUUUCUUAAAAAAUAAUUAAAAAAAAAAAAAAAAAAAAGAGAAAAACGAAGGUGGCUCAUGCCUUAUGACAUUAUGGUAAUUUGUUGGCCACUUGAAGAGCUGAUUUGCCUAUUAGUUCUCCUCCUGGCUAGUAAAAGUGAGCAAGUACAACUUGAUCGUUCAAGUUUUAAUUAUAUGUCUGUUCUGCUUGUUAAUACGGUGCUUUGUAAACCUUGGCAAUCGCCACCUGUUUCUUGGUUUUUGUAUCUCUUUUGUAAUUUCCUUUUUGAGAAUAAUCUCUUUUGUAAUUAAUAUUAUCUGUUCCAACGAUAUUUA
Ricinus communis (castor bean) is the source of this 1189-nucleotide messenger RNA. RefSeq names its product protein NTM1-like 9. Bases 131 to 835 code for a protein of 234 amino acids. The record is from RefSeq and is a predicted model, not a curated record. Gene Ontology annotation, molecular function: DNA binding. Lineage: Eukaryota; Viridiplantae; Streptophyta; Magnoliopsida; Malpighiales; Euphorbiaceae. Gene Ontology annotation, biological process: regulation of DNA-templated transcription. The transcript is spliced from 4 exons.